Molecule: messenger RNA, 849 nt
Organism: Mixia osmundae IAM 14324
Lineage: Eukaryota; Fungi; Basidiomycota; Mixiomycetes; Mixiales; Mixiaceae
Exons: 2
Coding region: 1-849 (282 amino acids)
Source: RefSeq, a predicted model, not a curated record
AUGUUGCACCCAGCAGGGGUAGAGGCAUGGCUACUCGUCGACGGUCAGCGAGCAGAAGAGUAUGCAGUCGAGCAACAAGGCAGCAAGAUGGAAUGCAUCAUCGAAAGCAAGCCAGGCUCACGCUUCUCGGUCCACUUCCUGGCUAGGGCAGGAUCCGACGCGACUCGCUUUGCGACGACCUACCAGCUCUCUAUCGAUGGCUCGCCGCUCAAACACCGACUCCAUCUCAGGUUGGGCCGUGCUCCGCGCGAGUGUGGUUGGAAAGGGUACGAUGUCGACAGGACGACGACAAAGGCCUUUACGUUUGCGCGCAUUGAGACAUCUGACGAUCCGGUCGAGACCAUGCAAGAUCACACGCUCCUCGAAGGGCUGGGCAAACUGGUCAUCACCGGCAAGCGAGGUGUUUCUCAGAAAAGCGCUGUUCAGCAAAACCAAGUCUACGAGACCGAUAGAGUCGCUCCCGUCAUUGACGAGAAGAUGAAAAAGGGUCAGCUGCUACACCAGACCAAGGCUGGUGCCGACCUCUCGCCCAGAAAGGCGUGCGAAACGUGGACGAUGACGCAAACCUACGAUACGGAUGAAGCGCCCUUUGUGUCGCUUACCUUUCGCUACGUCUCGCGUGAAGCCCUCGAACUCGAAGGCCUCGUCGACAUGCCUGAACCUGAGCAAGAGCCAGACGCGAAGCCGGUUCGCAGCAAAGUGAGACCGACGGGCAAGGUCAUCGUCAUUGAGGAUGACGAGCCUCCGAGGAAGCGAGACAUGGCCAAGAUUGAAUCGGACGAGCUCACUCUGUUGCCUGCUCCGACUAAGAUGAUCAAGACAGAGGCCAAGCCCAUCUUGCUGGAUUAG